Messenger RNA from Rhipicephalus sanguineus (brown dog tick), 3113 nucleotides. RefSeq names its product zinc finger protein 791. The record is from RefSeq and is a predicted model, not a curated record. Gene Ontology annotation, molecular function: DNA-binding transcription factor activity, RNA polymerase II-specific; RNA polymerase II transcription regulatory region sequence-specific DNA binding. Gene Ontology annotation, cellular component: nucleus. Lineage: Eukaryota; Metazoa; Arthropoda; Arachnida; Ixodida; Ixodidae. Gene Ontology annotation, biological process: regulation of transcription by RNA polymerase II. Bases 138 to 3008 code for a protein of 956 amino acids. The transcript is spliced from 25 exons.
CAGUGGUCGUCCAUGUUUCCUGUUCAGCUGCUGGCCGCUGCGCGCAGCAGCAUGGAAGGCUGCAUCCGUGUUAUUCUACGGUUUGUGGGUAACGCGAGUGUUUCUAUCGUGAAAUCGGGCCACGCGGCUCAUAUACAAUGAAUAUGAAAGUGUUCUUGGAGGCGACUCCGCUGGUCGUAGAUUUGGAGUUUCCCGAGGGCAUUCAACCAGGUGGAUGCCUAACUAUCAUCUUAACAUCGCCGGGGCAGAAAUUGGCUGGUGAAGAGAAACCGGGCAUUCAGUUCAGCCAUGUGAACAAUGACAUCAUACCAGUUGUCCGGACAGUCACCGUUGAAGAUGACCUGGCUGCAUGCAUCCAGACACUGCAGAAGGUCAAAAUUGAGGCAGCACCAUUGGCCAGUGGCAAACUUCCCUGCAUUGUCAGGCUGGCUCCCAAGGUCUACUCAGAAAAAGAGGCCACCACAGAGCAGGAGCUGUCGUUUCCUCCCAUUGGCAAGGUGCUCGACUGUCUCCCAGGCAGCCCCACCAUGUUCCCUGCCGGGUCACCUGAUGAGUCUGCGGCUAGCUCUGCAGAAGAGGACGACCCUCUUGACUUUCAGGUUCCCCCUGCCUUUGGUGAGCACCUACAAGUGCAGCCAGAUAUUCCAGAGCUCCCAGCUGUGCUGGGUUCACGUGCAGACAGUCCAAUUGCCGAAACAGCUCCUAGCCCUUCCACACCGGAAUGCAUGGUGUGCAACUUCUCAGCUGAUUCAGCGGACGACUUGCGUUACCACGGUGCGCCUGCAUGCGGUGCAAGGGCACUGCGACAGCCAUGGCCCCAAGCCGUUGCAGAAGCCGCCUCGCCGCAAUCCCCCAUGCUCUCGUGCGGUGCCUGCGGGAAGCUGUUUCGCUCGCAGCAGCUACCGGGUCUGCGCAUGCAUCAGCGCAAGCACAUCGGCUGCCAGCAGACUGGCCGGGGAGGUGCGACCACUGAGCCAGUGAUUGAGACAGUGACGGCAGCACCAUUUGACACCAGCAUAGCACCUACUACUCCCAUGGAUGGAGAGACGGUCUUCUCGGAUGCGGCCAUGGUGCCCCUGCAGUCAGUCGGGGAUGAGGGUGGCGACAGCAGCACUGAAGGAGCUGCAGUUACGACCGAUGUUGAAAUGGCAACAGAGGACAGCAGUAACAAGGCGAUGGAGCACGCGUGCCCCCUGUGCGGCAAGACGUUUGAGCGUGCCCUGAAACGAGACCACCACGUGGUGCGCAAGCACACCAAGGCGUACCCGCUGCAGUGCACCAUGUGCCGCCGGGGGUUCAUGUUCCGCAAGAACCUCGACCGCCACUUCCAGGAUGCACACAGCAGUCACUACAUGGUCACAACAGCUCCAUCAACAAGCAUGCAGCCCGAGAUGGCGUCUGGUACAAGGCAGACACAAUUCAAGUGCAACUACUGUGCCUACACUGGGUCUGCUCUGGGGGACAUCCAGGCGCACCUGUCCUCCCACCCAGAGAUUCGCUUCUAUGCUUGCGACCGCUGUGACAAGGAGUUUUCCAGUGAGGUGCGGUACCAGCGGCAUAUGGAGCGGCGCCAGUGCCGGCAGCGGCCCCAGUGCGACCAGUGUGGCAAAUGCCUGAGCAGCCAGACAGCGCUGCGCAACCACCGCCUCUGCCACGGACAGGAUCGGGGCUUCAGCUGCGACCAGUGCGGAGAGAGCUUCAAGACCAGCACCACGCUCAAGUACCACCAGCAGGCGAAGCACGGUGCCAACAAGGCGUUCAAGUGCGAGCACUGUUCCAAGGGCUUCAACUUCUUGGCGCAGAAGAAGCGCCACGUGAGUCGCGUCCACCUGCGCCAGACCAACCAUGCAUGCACCAUGUGCCCCAUGCGCUUCAUGACCCGGCGGGAGCUCAUGCUGCACCUGCUCUGCGGACACAAGUUCCAGCCAGAAAUGUCCGACAAAGGUGCUGCCCUGAUGCCUGAUGGAUCGAGUGCGCCGAGCCUGAAGCUGUUCCGGUGCGAGCACUGCGAGUACGUGUCAUACAGCCGCAAGGGCUACCUGCGCCACCUGGUGGACCACACGGGCGUGUGGCCCUUUGCGUGCGACCUCUGCAGCAAGGGCUUCAUCGAGCGAAACCAGGCCGAGCGGCACAUUCGCACUGCGCACACGAGCGAGAGCUACCCGUGCCCCCAGUGUCCCCGUGUCUUCGUGCUCCCUUCCAGUUUCCAGGAUCACCUGCAGGCACACGAGGAGCAGCGAGGCAGCACGUGCAGCCAGUGCGCCAAGUACUUUGAGACGCAGGGCCUGUACGACCUGCAUCUGCAGGCCCACUCCCGUGACCUGCACUACCGGUGCCACACUUGUGGUCAGGGCUUCAACAAGAUUGCCUCGCUCAACUUCCACACCAUUGUGCACAAGCACGAGAAGGCGGGCCCCAACACAUGGAGCCACGCGUGUGACGUGUGCAAGAAGCGCUUCAAGUACCCGGGCAGCCUGGCCGCUCACCGCUACCGCCACUCGCAGGAGACCCGCUUCCAGUGCGACCUGUGCCAGGUGACGCUACACUCCGAGGGCGUCUUCGAGGCACACAUGCGUCGACACCGUGGCGAGAAGCCGUUCAAGUGCACCUUCUGCGACAAGGCUUUCACGUUGGCCAUGUCUCAGCGGCACCACAUCACCCGCUUCCAUACGGGUGAUUACCGCAUCUUCUGCCCCCUGUGCAGCAAGGGCGUCGUCUCAAACAAGAUGCUGCGCCGCCACCUGUUCCACGUCCACAGCACGGUGUUGCGCAAGGCGGUACCCGUGCUGGAGGGCACACCCACAAUGGACGAUGCGGCAGUGCUGGCUACCGCAGUUGAGGAAGAAGACAGCGUCGUCGAGCUACAUCCCGGAGAAGCGGACGACACGCUCAGCGUGGCAGACGACGGCACCCUGACCGUCACGCUGCCGGCCGAUGCACUGCUGCUCGGGGCGGUCGAAUCGGUCCAAGGGGUGGAGACCGUGGUGGAGACUGUGCAAUUCCAGUAGUGAUGUCCGCGAUUUGCUAAGCAGUUGUUGAGGUCCUCUUACUGUACAUCAGGAAUGGAAUACAGUUUGCUCCCUGACAAGCUAUUCUUGAGGGGCACAACCUUG